AAGACCCUCACUGGCAGUGUUGGGGUGCCUUUCAUUUGUUGGUUUGACAUGGAAUGUAAUUACAAUGCCAUGGCCAUCAAUCUCCUUGGUCCCUUGCUCAAGGACCUAUUCAACUUCUGCAACCAGAAGUUUAGUCUUGAGAUGGUGCUUCUGUUGGCCAAUCAACUGGUA
This is a messenger RNA of Heterobasidion irregulare TC 32-1, 171 nucleotides long. RefSeq lists its product as uncharacterized. The annotation marks the transcript as partial. The record is from RefSeq and is a predicted model, not a curated record. The transcript has a single exon. Lineage: Eukaryota; Fungi; Basidiomycota; Agaricomycetes; Russulales; Bondarzewiaceae.